This is a messenger RNA of Entrophospora candida, 2012 nucleotides long. The record is from the annotation of a GenBank genome assembly. NCBI's taxonomy places the organism in Eukaryota, Fungi, Glomeromycota, Glomeromycetes, Entrophosporales, Entrophosporaceae.
AAGUUGCAAUCAAAUGCGCUAAAGGGCAGAAUCAUAACCGCACAAUGAUAGUGGGAUUUUUAUUAGAAUAUUAUUCUAAUCAUGCAUUAGCAAAUGUUGGAUGGAUGUUUACAGUGAGUCAAGCAGUCCCAUUAUUAUUAUCUAGUAAAAAUUUAGAACUGUAUCUAAAAGAAUUAUUUUAUAAACCAUGCUUUGGAGUAAAAGAAGUUUUGAUUGACCAAUGUUUUGUUGAUCCAUAUGAAUUAAGGAAAGGUGAACAUGAGGCUGUUCAGCCUUUAAGUGCAAGGCCAAGAUUAAUACAAAACGUCACUAAAAAACCUUCCUUAAUGGAACGAUUUUCCAAUUUUAAUUUGUUUAAAAGUGGUUAUGAAGCAAAGAAAUAUAUGGAAAAUAGCAAUGAAUUAGGUCAAAUGAUAAGUGUUCAUGUAGUUCCAUUACCAGAUUUUCUUCUAUAUCCAAAUGGUAUAAAAGAUAAAAAGCUGAAAACAAAAAGUCUGUUCCUAAAACUAUUAAAACUAUUAAUUUGGCCACGUGAAUAUGUUAUAAAGAAGGAGGAGGAUUCUAGUGCAUUUUUGCAAGUAAUUAAACAUAGUGGAAAUGAAUUAAUCUUUGAUAAUCCAUCGUUGGAAGCAUGCAUCAAAUACAAAUAUCCUCCAGCAAAAAUUUUUUAUGCCAGACAAUUACUGCUUUACAUAGCUUUCUCAAUUUCUAUAAUAUAUCAUCUUGGUGUGACCACUUUCUCUAAUAAUGGCUUUGCAAAACCUGAUGAUGCAAGAGAAUAUGCAAAUCUUUUUUAUAGUCCGGCCAAAAACACAUAUGUGUUUAUAAUCGUGCUAUAUUUUAGUUAUUAUUUGUUGGCUAUUGAGUUCAUACAAGUUAGGCAGGAGAAAAUUCAAAGAUAUUUCAGCUUAUUCAAUUUCAUAGAUAUUAUAUCAAUUGUAGUUCCAUUUGCUACUUCAGUAGGGAAUUAUAUUAUUGCUAUAUUUUCAUAUGCGGAAUCAAUUAACUUUAUAAAUCGAGGAAAUGAUGAUUCACAAGCUCUAGAAGAUUUUCUAACAGCAAGAUUUGAUUUAGUUAAAAUAAAUCGAUAUGCUAUAAUUAUUAAUUCUUUUGUUGUGUUGAUCAUAUGGCUGCAAGCUGUAACUUUUGCACGUCCUGCAUAUUUCAUCAAUCUUAUUAUUGAUAUAAUAUCAAGUGUUUGGCCAUUUUUAGCUUUUAUGUUGAUUGCAAUUGGUGGAUUUGGUCAUGCAAUGUACAUAUUAUUAAACGAUCCAGAUAGUAUCGGAUUAACCCCAAACACCUCAGGUUAUGGUAUAAGUGACACAUCAAUCCCUGAAGGAAGUCCUAAUCCUUACGCCAAUAUAGAAAUUCAACCAAUUGUUAAUGUAAAAGAUGUAAAUGAUAAUUUUUUUUUCGAUUUUGGGAAAUCAGUUGAAUCUGUUUAUUUUUGGCCAUUAGGCAGAUGGGAUCAAAUUGAUCAAUGGGAUUUUUGGCCAGUUGAUGCAUUGAGCAUAUUUGCAAGUUUAUUGCUUGUAAUUAUAAUGCAAAAUUUAUUAAUCGCAUUUAUGACUGGUAUAUUUGAAGAAGCAAGUCAAAAUGUGAAACAAAAAACCUUGAAAAUUCGAGCAGAUCUACUGGCAGAUUAUGAAACAUUGGAGAAACCAUUUGGUAAUUCUAGAGGAAAUCCACAAUAUAUUUAUUAUGUUGGAAAAGCUAAUGAGUUAGAAAAUUGGUUAUUGAAAACUGAAAAGUUUCAUAGUAAACGAUCCAAAUCAUUGUUGCUUGGAGAUGAUGCUUCUUCGUGUUUGUAUGAUUUUGAAUAUGAAGAGUUUAUUGAUGAUGAUGAAUGUGAUGAAGGUAAAGAUGAUGUUUAUAUAGAUGAAGAGAAUAAGAAAAUGAUGCAUAAAAAUAAUGAUGUUGAUAAAAUUUCUUCAUCUAAACUGGAUGGUGGAGAUAAAUACAAUGAUAAUAAUGAGAAAACCUGUCGUCCUGGUGAAAAUAUGAGAUUUGUA